CACUUUCCGGGGUGUCGCUGAGUGCCACUGCGGGCGCCUUCGCCCCUCGCAGUGUCCCCGGAGUGUGCCCAAGGUGGCCCCGGAGUGUCCCCAGGGUGUCCCCAUAGUGUCCCCAGCGGCCAUGGAGCCCCGUGAGCUGUCCCCUCCCCAGGUGCUGGAGGCGCUGGUGUCCGUGGUGGCCACUCUGGGCGAGCUGGCAUCCACCGUGACUGCGCCACGCAGGAGCGUGUGGCCACUUCUGUACCCAAAGUCCCUGCAUACAGACCUGAGGAGAUUCACCUGGCGCCUCCGUGACAUGCUGGACCACGGCAGUGUCACCUCUCCAGGCCAGCACGGUGACACCUCCCUGAGCCGAGCCCUGGCUGCCCUCGGUGCCACCUCGGGGGUCACCUGGGCCAAUGUGAAAACCUGGCAUGACUCGGUGUAUGUGCUCACAGAGAGCUGGUUCUGGCUGGUUGAAGAGGCCGUUGAUCUCCUUGAUACCUGGGAGAACGUGGCCACCGACAAGGCCACUGCCACCACCCAGGCCAAGGACCUGCAGGACAAGACUGCCAGCUUGGGGACAGCUGGGGAAAACCUGGUGGCCACGGCCCGGCAGCCACUGGUGGCCCUGGCUGAGGACGAGGUGGACUCAUUGUUGGCCACGCACGAAGCCCGGGUGGUGGCGGUCAUCAAGGCCAUGGAAGAGUCUGUGGUGGCCACCAGCCAGGCAGGGGCAGCCACCAGGAGGGGACAGAGGGGGGAGGAGGCCCUGGGGCUGCUGAGGCGCUUGGUGGUUGAGUGUGACAGAGCCACCGUGUUCCCCUUGGAGCUCCUGCGCCAGCUUGGGGACAUCAAGACCACCCUGUUGAACAUAAAGGAGCGGUCCCCCAAUGUCCCCGAGGACUUGGUGGCCGCAGUGGCUGAAGCCAAGCGUCUGUGGGAGGCCAGUGCCCGCCUAACCACGCAUCACCUGCUGGUGACACUUGGGGAAAUCGACUUCCUCCUCUCAAGUCCCUAUGGCGGAUCUGGUGGCCCUGGAGGCCCCCGUGGCCGUGCAGUGGCCGAGCGAUGCCAAAGAGCCAUUGAGGACAUCCCGAGGCUGCUGGAGGGCAGUGGUGUCACCAAUGUGAUAUCAUCAAGGCGGUGACACCAACGGGGACAUUGCUGGUGUCACUUGUUCCCUCCACGUCACUGCAUGGUAUCUGAGACAGUUUAUGUGUGCACCUUAUAGCUGACAUAAAUAUAGCAUAAUAAAUCAGUAUUAUAUCAAAGGCCUUAGAAAAUAUUGAAAUAGAGACUGCACAAUUCUAAAAUGCUUUUAUAACUAUUAUAACUAACUUCUGUAUUAUAACCAACUCAGGGAAUGGUGUAAAACAAUUCUGUUGUUUCUCACAUCUGCGGGCCAAUGAUAACAGUGACAGAAACCAGAGCACCAGAGAAGAAUUUAUUAAUUUACCAGGGAGUGUGGAACAACAGGAUGGGACCAGGAGAAGAAAUAAAAUACAUGAACCUGAUGUGCGGAUGUCCUGCAGACAAGUCAGAGGUUGGAACCAAACAAGAGAGUUCCUGGAACAUGAAAACCUCACAGGAAUGUUUGAAUGACGUCCAAACUCAUGAAUGUGUAUGUGCCGCAGCAACUGUGUGGUGCAUAGGGAACAUUGUUUUAAAACACUCCAGCGCUGGAUAUUGUCC
This is a messenger RNA of Hirundo rustica (Barn swallow), 1674 nucleotides long. RefSeq lists its product as uncharacterized. The transcript is spliced from 2 exons. NCBI's taxonomy places the organism in Eukaryota, Metazoa, Chordata, Aves, Passeriformes, Hirundinidae. The record is from RefSeq and is a predicted model, not a curated record. The coding region runs from base 122 to 1129 and encodes 335 amino acids.